CUGGCACUGCCACUGGUCUCGUCUAUCUACAUUCGUCUUUUGGAAAUUAAAAUUACACGUGUAACGGAAUUCGAUUGAAAGCCUAAAAUGGCAUCUCGCGGGGGCCCAAUGGUUGCGGGCACCGAUGGAAACGAUUUCGAAUACAGGCAACGGGUUGCUGGCACAUAUCAAAUCAGCUUGUUAAAUAAAUCACGCCUGAAAUACUGCAUUUUUUUUCAUGCAUUGUUGUUCUUUGUAAUGUUGGCAAAGUUGACAUCGGACAUUUUGGAUCGUUUGGACAUUUUCGUGCUCGAAAUUGAAGAGCUAGAAGUGCCUCCUCCGCUUUGGUGGGAAUAUGUAUGGGCGGCAUCACUCCUCACAUCGUUCCUUGGCUUAUCUGCGGCCCGUGGCAAUAAGGUGCGCGAGAUGCAAAAAUAUAUGAUUGCCAUUCUAGUCUUUGCUGUUCUGCCGUUGCUCUACUGCUUCAUUUACUACUUCUCGGAUGUGUGGGAGUUUGUGACUAUGGACAAAUCCGUGGAGUUGGAGGAAACAGACAUUUUCGUGUGGCGCGGCUUUCCCUAUGGAGUGUUUUGGUACGCCUUCUGUUUUAUCGGCGUCCAAAUACACGGCUUUACGUUGUACUUUGCCUACACCCUUGUCAAAGCCUGGAAGUCACGCACUGCCACACGUAAAUUUCAGUGAGUCAGUGAGAAUACAAUGUGUGUACAGCACCAAAUACUCGCCAAACGUCUAAGCAAAUUAAAUGCAAGGCUCGUUGUAAAUAAUUUGAUAUGGUUAAAGUAUCUCUUUUGUGCACAAAUAUGGAAAAGGAAAUGAAACAAUAAUGUCAGUUAAAGCUGUAAAGUUAGCACGCACAUCUUUGGGUACAGACAGUCCUUAAUAUUUAAAAGCUAUUUUCGAAAUAAACAAAAAGCUCGUUAAUGUUAUUGUUAAAGUUUAAUCAAACUAUCAAAUUAUAUAUGAAUGCAUUACAGACAUA
Molecule: messenger RNA, 979 nt
Organism: Scaptodrosophila lebanonensis
Lineage: Eukaryota; Metazoa; Arthropoda; Insecta; Diptera; Drosophilidae
Gene: jagn
Product: protein jagunal
Exons: 3
Coding region: 88-681 (197 amino acids)
Biological process (GO): vesicle-mediated transport; endoplasmic reticulum organization
Cellular component (GO): endoplasmic reticulum membrane
Source: RefSeq, a predicted model, not a curated record